AUGACACAAGAGUUUACGAGAACACAGAUUUUCGGAACGGUAUUCGAAACAACGUCCAGAUACACGGACCUGAACCCUGUGGGGAUGGGUGCGUUUGGUCUGGUGUGUUCUGCAAAGGAUAAGCUGACGCAACAGAACGUUGCCAUCAAGAAGGUUAUGAAGCCGUUCUCAACAGCUGUGUUGGCCAAAAGAACGUACCGCGAGCUCAAACUGCUCAACCACCUCAGACAUGAGAACCUGAUUUCGCUUGACGAUAUUUUCCUGUCGCCACUGGAAGACAUUUAUUUUGUCACCGAGCUACAGGGAACGGAUUUACACAGACUGCUGACGUCAAGGCCUUUGGAAAAACAGUUCAUCCAGUACUUCCUAUACCAGAUCCUACGUGGACUCAAGUACGUGCACUCUGCAGGGGUUAUCCACAGAGACUUGAAACCAAGCAACAUCCUAAUUAAUGAAAAUUGCGACUUGAAAAUAUGCGACUUUGGCCUCGCCAGAAUCCAAGACCCACAGAUGACGGGCUACGUUUCCACUCGGUACUAUCGUGCGCCGGAGAUCAUGCUCACAUGGCAAAAGUACGACACAGAGGUGGAUAUCUGGUCUGCAGGAUGUAUCUUCGCGGAAAUGAUAGAAGGCAAGCCUCUGUUCCCCGGCAAAGACCACGUUCACCAGUUCUCGAUCAUCACCGAGCUUUUGGGGUCCCCACCUGCAGACGUCAUUGACACCAUCUGCUCGGAAAACACGCUCAGAUUCGUCCAGUCGCUUCCUCACAAAGAGCCAGUCCCGCUGUCUGAGCGAUUUAAGGGUGUCGAGCCUGAGGCCGUCGACCUUCUUUCCAAGAUGCUUGUUUUCGACCCUCGCAAGCGGGUCACUGCAGAACAGGCGCUCGAACACCCGUACCUGAGCCCGUACCACGACCCGUCGGACGAGCCGACCGCUGAGGAGAAGUUCGACUGGAGUUUCAACGACGCAGACCUGCCGCUUGAUACCUGGAGAAUAAUGAUGUACAGCGAGAUCCUGGACUUCCAUGAGAUCGAGAGCUCUGAGGCUCUGAACGGCAGCAACGUUCAGCAGGAGCAGUAUGAGGCAGAAAUGAUACAGCAGCAACAUCAGCAGAGUGCUGGACAACCUGUCAGAGACAUGAACUAG
Messenger RNA from Ogataea angusta, 1146 nucleotides. RefSeq lists its product as uncharacterized. Gene Ontology annotation, cellular component: cytoplasm; nucleus. Gene Ontology annotation, biological process: cellular response to oxidative stress; osmosensory signaling pathway; stress-activated MAPK cascade. The record is from RefSeq and is a predicted model, not a curated record. The transcript has a single exon. Bases 1 to 1146 code for a protein of 381 amino acids. Gene Ontology annotation, molecular function: MAP kinase activity; ATP binding. Lineage: Eukaryota; Fungi; Ascomycota; Pichiomycetes; Pichiales; Pichiaceae.